Molecule: messenger RNA, 1508 nt
Organism: Budorcas taxicolor (takin)
Lineage: Eukaryota; Metazoa; Chordata; Mammalia; Artiodactyla; Bovidae
Gene: DPH1
Product: diphthamide biosynthesis 1
Exons: 13
Coding region: 267-1358 (363 amino acids)
Biological process (GO): protein histidyl modification to diphthamide
Molecular function (GO): 2-(3-amino-3-carboxypropyl)histidine synthase activity
Source: RefSeq, a predicted model, not a curated record
GGCGGCGCUGGUAGCGGCCGAGGCCGCAGAGUCUUGCAGCCGAAACGGCCCGGGCAGAGGUGGGUGCUAGGACGCUGCGGCCUCCGGACCUCGCAUCUCGGGGUCGAGCCCCUCGGGGCCGCUUGGCCAAUCAGAUCCCAGCUGAGAUCCUGAACAAUCCCCAGCUGCAGGCGGCCAUCCAAGUCCUGCCUUCCAACUAUAACUUUGAGAUUCCCAAGACCAUCUGGAGAAUCCAACAGGCCCAGGCCAAGAAGGUGGCGUUACAAAUGCCUGAAGGCCUCCUCCUCUUCGCCUGUACCAUUGUGGAUAUCUUGGAAAGGUUCACAGAGGCCGAAGUGAUGGUGAUGGGUGACGUGACCUACGGGGCUUGCUGUGUGGACGACCUCACUGCGAGAGCCCUGGGGGCUGACUUCCUGGUGCACUAUGGCCACAGCUGCCUGGUUCCCAUGGACACCUCGGCCCAAGACUUCCGGGUGCUGUAUGUCUUUGUGGACAUCCGGAUAGACACUGCCCACCUCCUGGACUCUAUCCGCCUCACCUUUCCCCCAGCCAGCGCCCUCGCGCUGGUCAGCACCAUUCAGUUCGUGUCAACCUUGCAGGCAGCUGCCCAAGAGCUGAAAGCUGAGUAUCGUGUGAGUGUCCCACAGUGCAAGCCCCUGUCCCCUGGGGAGAUUCUGGGCUGCACGUCCCCCUGCCUACCCAAGGAGGUGGAGGCUGUGGUGUAUCUUGGAGAUGGCCGCUUCCACCUGGAGUCUGUCAUGAUCGCCAACCCCAACAUCUCCGCUUACCGAUAUGACCCUUACAGCAAGGUCCUGUCCAGAGAGCACUAUGACCACCAGCGCAUGCAGGCCAACCGCCAGGAAGCCAUAGCCACUGCCCGCUCAGCUAAAUCCUGGGGUCUCAUCCUGGGCACUUUGGGCCGCCAAGGCAGUCCCAAGAUCCUGGAGCACCUGGAAUCUCGGCUCCAAGCCUUGGGACUUCCCUUCGUGAGGCUGCUGCUCUCUGAGAUCUUCCCCAGCAAGCUCAGCCUCCUUCCCGAGGUGGAUGUGUGGGUGCAGGUGGCAUGUCCACGCCUGUCCAUCGACUGGGGUACAGCCUUCCCCAAGCCGCUGCUCACGCCCUAUGAGGCGGCGGUGGCCUUGAGGGACAUUUCCUGGCAGCAGCCCUACCCUAUGGACUUCUACGCCAGCAGCUCCUUGGGGCCGUGGACGGUGAACCACGGGCGGGAUCGGCUGCUCCAGGUCCCAGGCCGGCCGGGCCUAGGGAAGGUUCAGGGGGGGCCCGCGUGCCCCUCUCCAGCCGCGGCUUGCGAGGCUUGCAGCUGCAGAGGCGAGGCGGUGUCGGCGAUCGCUCCUUGAGACGCUCCUGGUUCCCAGGACCCUGCCCUCCGGAGGAGCAGCCUCGAGGCUGGUGGUUUUCCGAACAGGAGGCAGACGUUUUCUUGGCCCUGGAAGAACCCACGGCGUGCAGAGGUCUGGAGGAAGCUCUGGGAACGGUGGCACAGGCAC